AUGGCACUUGUAAACAUCCAAAAUAUUUAAUUCUAAAACAAUCCUAGUCCGUUUUAAAGUCCUUUAAGAUUAGAUAUAACAUUCGAAUGUCUGAAAUAGAUACCUGAAGAAAUCGAAUGGUAGCUAAUAUAUAUUGGAUCAGCAAAAGAUGAAUUAUACGACUAAGUUCUUGAUAAAUUUUCAAUGGGUGAUUUAGACCAAGGAGUAAUGUAAUUUACAAUAGAAAGUAAUCCUCCAGAUCAUACUAAAAUACCUUCGAAAGAAGAUUUACUAGGAGUAACAGCAAUAAUACUUACAGUAUCUUACAGAAACUAGGAAUUUUUCAGAGUAGGAUAUUAUGUAUAUAAUCAAUAUACAGAUCCAGAGUUAAUAGAAAAUGAUCCUACAGAAGUUCUUAUAGAUAAAGUAGAGAGAAAUAUUUUAGCUAAUUAACCAAGAAUAACACAUUUUAAUAUAAAAUGGGGUAAUGAAGAAGAGAAAAUUCCAGAUUAAAAUAAUAAUAAUUUUAACAAUGUAAUGUAAGAUAUGUAAUAAUUAAAUAAUCAUAUGCAAAAUAUGUUACCAAACCCUUUUUAAAAAUAUGAGACUAUAGAUAAUAAUAACUCUACUAAUAAUAAUUAUAUGUUUGCCGAAGGAUUAAAUAUUCCAAUGAGUAAUGCUUUUUAAACUUUAAAUUGUAUGAAUCCUUAUUGA
This is a messenger RNA of Ichthyophthirius multifiliis, 693 nucleotides long. RefSeq lists its product as hypothetical. The transcript has a single exon. Gene Ontology annotation, cellular component: nucleus. Lineage: Eukaryota; Ciliophora; Oligohymenophorea; Hymenostomatida. The record is from RefSeq and is a predicted model, not a curated record. Gene Ontology annotation, biological process: DNA replication-dependent chromatin assembly. Gene Ontology annotation, molecular function: histone binding.